AUGAUAAGAAUAAGGAGUAUCGCUUUAAUUUCAAAAAAUAAUAUAUUUUUAAGAAAAAAUGAAUUAAAUAAAAUAAGUCAAAGAUAUUUUGGUGGGACAUUUAAUCAUAAUAUUAAGGAAAAUGAGCGAGUUCCUCCAGCUUCAGAAAAUCCAGGUUACAAAAAUUUAUUUGAUCAUGCAGAAGAUAUAAAAUUAUGGGAAAUCGAAGAAAAGGAAAACAUUACUCAUAAAAAAGUAGAUGAUUUAUCUGAAUUAGUCGAGCCAUCACAUCAUCCUCAUCAAUAUGAAGGUAUAUUUGUUAGGACUCGAUAUGCUCAUUAUAAUCAAACAGCUGAACCAGUUUUUCCAAGAAAACCCGAUUUAGAAAAGGGUGAAUUAGCUAGUGGAGCUAAUGUAACAAGAACAGAUGUAUGGCAUAACCCCAAUGAGCCUGCUAUUGUUUCUGUUGGAAAAUUCGAACCUCAUAAUUUUAGACCAGCAGGAUAUAUUGAAAAUGCCCCAAACCCUGAUAGUGUAAAUUCUGAUUAUCAUCCCGAUUUUCGUGAAUAUAGAUUAAGAAGUGGAAAUGCAGAUAGACGAACUUUUAUGUAUUUUAUAAGUGCAUCAUAUUUUUUUAUUAUGUCAUCUAUAAUGAGAUCAACUAUAUGUAAAGCAGUUCAUUUCUUUUGGAUAUCAAAAGAUUUAGUGGCAGAAGGUACAACAGAAUUAGAUAUGAGAACAGUGGGAGAAGGGGAACAUGUAGUAAUUAAAUGGAGAGGUAAACCAAUUUUUGUUAAACAUAGAACUCCUGAAGAUAUUCAAAGAGCUAGAGAAGACGAUAAAUUAGUCGAAACGAUGAGAGAUCCACAAUUGGAUUCAGAUAGAACUCUUAGGCCAGAAUGGCUAGUUAAUAUUGGUGUGUGUACACACUUAGGUUGCAUACCUGCUCCAGGAGGAAAUUACAAUGGCUAUUUUUGUCCAUGCCAUGGUUCUCAUUAUGAUAAUUCAGGAAGAAUACGUCAGGGGCCAGCACCUGCAAAUUUAGAAGUACCGCCUUAUGAAUUUGUUGACGAAAAUACUAUUAAAAUAGGAUGA
Molecule: messenger RNA, 1074 nt
Organism: Plasmodium vinckei vinckei
Lineage: Eukaryota; Apicomplexa; Aconoidasida; Haemosporida; Plasmodiidae
Product: ubiquinol-cytochrome c reductase iron-sulfur subunit, putative
Exons: 1
Coding region: 1-1074 (357 amino acids)
Biological process (GO): mitochondrial electron transport, ubiquinol to cytochrome c
Cellular component (GO): membrane
Molecular function (GO): quinol-cytochrome-c reductase activity; 2 iron, 2 sulfur cluster binding
Source: RefSeq, a predicted model, not a curated record